AUGAACCUUAAGAUAGCAAAUAAUAUAUUAUUGAAUAUAAGUCGGAUACUUUUAGAAUUAAUUUCAAACAUUUACUUAAAAGAGCAGAAUACAUGCCACACAAUAGUCAGAGUAAUAUAUGAAACUAUCAUGAUAAAUUCAACUACCAACAAGUAAAAUUAAUUAAAAAAGACUUUAGGGAUUUAUUUAUCAUUCAAAAUCCUUAUCAAAUUAACAUUAUAAUCUUCAUUAAAUGUAGACCUUUAGAAUAUUUAUUUAUAAAAUCUUAUAAUUUACAUGGUAUUGAAAGAAUAUAAGAAAUUUUGGUUCAGCAGCUAAACUGUGAAAGUAGGCAUUUAAUAAAAAAAUAAUUAAAUGUUUUUGCAUGA
Messenger RNA from Paramecium sonneborni, 368 nucleotides. Lineage: Eukaryota; Ciliophora; Oligohymenophorea; Peniculida; Parameciidae. The record is from the annotation of a GenBank genome assembly.